AUGACAUAUCUUCAACAAAGUGGCUAUUUGAUGAUUGCUGGUGGAACAGCUAACGGUUUGACUGGAUUAUCAUCGAUUGAUAUUUAUAAUCCAUGGACUGGUUGUUACAAUGUAUCAAAUAUGAGUGUUCCACGAAUGCAUCAUACAGCAACGUAUUAUAAUAAUUCUGAUACAAUUAUUCUUCUUGGAGGGAUUCAACAAAAUAAUAACCUUAUUUCAGAAUCUGAAAUUCUUUCGAUUAGUGGUACACAACUUUAUCAUCCAAUGAGUCAACCACGCUAUUUUCAUGAAAUUAGUAUUCUUAAUGAUUCGAAUAUUCUCAUUGUUUCUGGUCAUGGAUUAAUUAAUAACUCAGUACCAUUAGAAAUAUACAAUCAUUCUUCAUCUACAUUUCAACAAUUGACACCAUAUCAUUCACGAUUAAGAAAUCUUGAAGGCCAUUCAGUAACACCUAUUGGUACUACAGGAAAUCAUUUGAUUUUCGGUGGUUUCAAUGGUAGUUCAUAUUUUGGAGUAGGUUUGAUAUAUGACGGAACGGAGUUAACAGCAGCUGGAACACUAAAUAUCACUUCAUUGGAAACUAUGAACGAUAUAACUGGACGUGCUCAUCAUCAGGCAACAUAUAUUUCACAAAUAAAUGCAAUAUUAAUCACUGGUGGUAAUAAUGGUACACAUGCAUUGUUUGAUUGCUAUUUAUACGAUCCAGUUAAUCGAACUUUUACUCCUACUGCUUCUAUGGGAAUGCCUCGUUCGUUUCAUAAGGCUAUUCUACUUUCAAAUGGGUCAGUGCUCAUAAUUGGUGGAGCUGUAGGAAUGUCAAGUAAUCAACCAAUAACUCCAACAAAUUCAGUCGAAAUAUAUAAUCCAAUUACACACACGUUUACCAAUGCGCCUCUUAUGAAUGUUGCACGUUAUCGACAUCAGGCUACAUUAGUUGAGGAUGAAAUUUUCGUUUCUGGU
This is a messenger RNA of Rotaria sp. Silwood2, 960 nucleotides long. NCBI's taxonomy places the organism in Eukaryota, Metazoa, Rotifera, Eurotatoria, Philodinida, Philodinidae. The record is from the annotation of a GenBank genome assembly.